This is a messenger RNA of Chrysemys picta bellii (western painted turtle), 4109 nucleotides long. NCBI's taxonomy places the organism in Eukaryota, Metazoa, Chordata, Testudines, Emydidae. The record is from RefSeq and is a predicted model, not a curated record.
CGGUGUCAUGAGUUAAUAAGGGACUUGUGCGAGUGGCAGGCACGGAAAUGCGGGAGAGAAAGAUGGAGAUCUAAACGGCGUUAGGACCGCUCGGCGCGCUCAGGUCUGGAGGUGGUAUAAGGUUUGCAAUCCCUCUACUUGCUGGCAGUUGCAGGAGAAGAUUGCUUUUAAGUGAAACGUCCCUGCCACCUCUCUGAGGUUUCAUCCCCCAUAAUAGUGUCCUGCCCUUAAGUUUGAGAGCUCCUUUUGCGAUGCAGGGUCCGCGCUGAUGCUGAGGAGGAGGCACGGGAGAUUUCCAAUCCAGAAGAAUCGCUGGCAUGUAUAUUUCAUCCGAUGGACUUUCCAUGUGGCUCAUCUCCCUGCCAUCAACGCUAUAUGCAGUGACACUUUUGACUUGAGCAGAGGAAUGCGCGGAGGAAGCUCCGGCGAAACUGGUAGGAGAAGAUCUCCUCGGCGCCACUGCUAAUUGUCGUGAUUUAUGUCCCCUCCGAGUACCUUCCACGGCUUCAUCUAAAAUAAAACGAAAGCUGGGGCCAGCCAGGAGCGCAGCCUUUGCAGAGCGUCUCGUCGCUGAGAGCCAGGGAACGUCCUGCAGCUUCCCGGAGCCCCAGUAAAAGUUUAAUGCAAAGAAGUGGCUUGGGCAGACGGGAGACCCGGCGGUGCAGCGGGGCUGGCAGGAAACCCUGAGCGGCUGCUGCUGACUUGUUCCAGGGAGAGCGUGGGUCCUGGCUCCCCUUCUCUGAUCUGCCGUUCGCCGAGCUUUGCAGUGGAGCCGGAGGAGUUCCUCCCCCUUCGCCCCGGGGCGAGCUCCGCCGGGCAGCUCCAGGGCAGUCUACAGUUCCCGGGGCAGGGGCGGAGAAGGGGGCUCCGACCUGCCGGCUGGCGGGGGCUGCUCUUCUCCAGCCCUUGAACUCCUCGGCGUUCCCAGGAACUUUUGUUGGGCGUGCGGCACACGGCUGCCAGGCUUCCCGCGGCUCGGGGACGGGGCACAGCGGGCGGAGCAGCCUCCCACCCCUGCGCCGCUGGCUCCCAUGCUCCCGCUGCCGGAGGGGGAUGAGGCUGGCAAGGUCCCAGGCAGCGCGGUGUCCGCUCUCCUCCCCGCUCUAACGAGAGGGAUUGCUCCACAUGGGUGUUGGUGCCAGAAGAAAAGAAUGAUUGAUGGGAAACAGACACCAGGCUGUAGACACUCAUCCUUUUGCUUCAGAUGCUGAUUUAUCAGUGCGUCUAGGUAUCCCUUGUGAGCUUUGAACACGGAGGAUCACUCAGGGUUAUCGACAGUACAAGUGAAGACCUACAACUUUGCUAAAUUAUUAUCUGCUCUCGGACAUCUUUUACAAAAAGCCCUGAUAGACACAUGAUAAGACAAAGGACAAGCUUCAGAUUUCUGUGAAAAGCUGUCCUUUGAAUAUGUUAGGCUUCCACCAAAGUCUUCAACUUAGUAAAGCAAGUACCAUAUUCUAACGCUUCACGUUCAGUUGUGGAACCUGUUUUAUAAGAUACAUACAUAAAUAUAUGUGUACAAUCUAUAGACUGUCCUUAAAUCAAUACUGGUUAUAAUUAUCAAGGCAAUUUCAAAGGAUUUAGAGAUGUAUUUGUCAAGAUUCCUGUCACUUCAUGCCCUUUGGGUUACUGUAUCUUCAGUGAUGCAGCAUUAUCCUUCAGUGUGGGGACAUUAUGAUGUGUGUAAGACUCAGAUUUACACAGAAGAAGGAAAAAUUUGGGAUUACAUGGCCUGUCAGCCGGAAGCCAGAGACAUGAUCAAAUAUGUGAAAGUGACCCUGGAUCCCCCUGAUAUAACAUGUGGAGAUCCUCCCGAGACCUUCUGUGCAAUGGGGAAUCCCUACAUGUGCAAUAAUGAAUGUGAUGCAACUACCAAUGAACUGGCACAUCCACCUGAACUGAUGUUUGAUCUUGAAGGAAGACAUCCCUCCACAUUUUGGCAGUCUACAACUUGGAAAGAUUAUCCCAAACCUCUCCAGGUUAACAUUACCCUCUCCUGGAACAAAACCAUUGAACUAACAGAUAACAUAGUUAUCACCUUUGAAUCUGGCCGUCCAGACCAAAUGAUCCUGGAGAAAUCACUUGACUAUGGGCGAACAUGGCAACCAUACCAGUAUUAUGCCACAGACUGCUUAGAUGCUUUCCAUAUGGAUCCCAAAUCAGUGAAGGAUUUAUCACAGCACACAGUCCUAGAAAUCAUUUGCACAGAAGAAUACUCCACUGGGUACAUGACAAAUAGUAAAAUCAUCCACUUUGAGAUCAAAGAUCGAUUUGCAUUUUUUGCUGGACCUCGGCUUCAUAAUAUGGCUUCCCUGUAUGGCCAGCUUGACACAACCAAGAAGCUGAGAGAUUUCUUUACCAUCACAGACCUGAGGAUCAGAUUGCUCAGACCAGCAACUGGGGAAAUAUAUGUAGAUGAGCAACACUUGGCACGCUACUUUUAUGCAAUCUCAGAUAUAAGGGUAUAUGGAAGGUGCAAGUGUAACCUUCAUGCCACUGGCUGUAAAGAAGAAAACAAAAAAUUGUUUUGUGAAUGUGAGCACAAUACUACGGGCCCAGACUGCGGGAAAUGCAAGAAGAAUUAUCAGGGUCGACCUUGGAGUCCUGGCUCAUAUCUGCCUAUUCCUAAGGGCACAGCAAAUAUCUGUAUUCCCAGUAUUUCCAGUAUUGGUAAUCCACCAAAGUUUGAUAGGAUAUGGCCGAAUAUUUCUUCCCUUGAGGUUUCUAAACCAAAUCAAGACUGUAAUUGUAACCCUUUUGGCUCUGUCCAUGAUCGCUGUAAUGACACAGGAUUCUGUGAGUGUAAGGAGGGAACAUCAGGGACUAAAUGUGAUAAGUGUCUGCUGGGAUAUAUCUGGCACAGCUUAGGCUGUCAACCAAAUGUAUGUGACAAAGAACUACUGCAAUGCCAGAAUGGAGGAACAUGCCUCAAAAACAUGCGAUGCCAGUGCCCUCCAGCCUACACUGGCAUUUUGUGUGAGAAGCUGAAGUGUGAAAGGGAUCCAGGAGGUUGCAGCCAAAACUCCGGCAACAUGGCAGUAUCACAUGGCCCUCUAUUACCGCUGACUGCUCUACUAGGAGUAACUGGGCUUUUCAUAUUCUAGGCUCCGUCUGGUUGAUGGCAUCACAUUCAGACUGCUUCAGAAGGAAUGUGCCACAAAAAAAAAAAAAACCCAAGCAUUUGCUACUAAAAUUUUAAAAAAGAAAAAGAAUAAAACCACGUAUAAACUAAGAAGGCCCAACUGAACUAAGCCAUAUUAAUCAAUUGUGGACAGCACUCUGAGUCAAACGACUGUUAAUUUCUGACUCAAGACAAGUUGGCAGCUGCCAAGUCUAUUACUACAAACAACAAUGCCAGCUGCAAAGAGUACACAGGAUUGAAAAGGCUUUGACAAGCCCCCAAAAUGGAAAAUAAAAAACAUUUGCCACUUUGAUAUGGUGCGCUACUGUACCUCUGCCCAGUGUGUGGACCAACCAAAUAGAGGCAUUCUUUGCUGUCAGUGCAUUGUGGGUAUAAGGAAAUCUGUUAAAGCUGCCAUAUUGGCCUGCUUCAGUCCCUAAAUCCCUUCCAACCUGUGCUUUAGUGAACGUUGCUCUGUAACCCUUGUUGGUUGAAAGGUUUCUUUGUCUGAUGUUAGUGAUGCACAUGUGUAACAGCCCCCCUUAAUAAAACUCAAGACAGUCAUAUCCUUGUAUAUUUUAGCAGCACUGCAUCAGUAAGAUGCUGUGUUCAUCUACUGUACAAGAGUGGCUAUAGGACAAAAAGUGUAUUUAUCCUUUUGUAUUCAAAUGAAGUUAUUUUUCUUGAAAUAAUGUACAAUGUAGAUUUUUUGUAUUAUUGACAAUUUGUGUUACCAGACAAUUUAUUAAUGUAUUUAAUUCUAAUCGGAUAAGAAAAAUUACUUUUUAUUUAAUCUUUUUUUUUCUUUUCUCCUUUCAUUUAAUUGUGCAGAGAUUUCUCUGUAUGGGCAACGUGCUGGCAUCAAAGAAUAUCAGUUUACAUAUAUAACAAGUGUAAUAAGAUUCCACCAAAGGACGUUCUAAAUGUUUUCUUGUUGCUUUAACACUGGAAGAUAAAAAAAAAUAAAAAUUCCUGCAUAAACAAACAA